This is a messenger RNA of Dentiscutata heterogama, 337 nucleotides long. The record is from the annotation of a GenBank genome assembly. Lineage: Eukaryota; Fungi; Glomeromycota; Glomeromycetes; Diversisporales; Gigasporaceae.
AGAUAGAUCUGAAGAUGUUCAAAUCUUUGAUUAUGAUCGUUUGUUAUUGGAUGCCAAUUAUAACAAUGCUGCAGAUGAAGGUUUUAGAGAAGAAAAUAUUUCCAAUAAUGAUGGUCUUGGCAUCGAUGAAGAAUUAAAUUAUGACGAAAAUCAAGAUAUGAUAUCGAAAGCAAUCUAUAGAUCUACAGAUUUGAUAAUCCUGUUUAAACAGCAGGCUCGUAUGGAGCAUGCUGAAAUAGAAAUUGAAAUAAAUGUAUAUAAUAGCAUGCAAGCUAAUAAACAAACUACUGAAAUCGCUAUGCAAGUUAGCAAUGAAACUUAUAAGAUUGGUAUUCAA